Molecule: messenger RNA, 1718 nt
Organism: Mercenaria mercenaria
Lineage: Eukaryota; Metazoa; Mollusca; Bivalvia; Venerida; Veneridae
Product: proteasome maturation protein-like
Exons: 6
Coding region: 125-538 (137 amino acids)
Biological process (GO): proteasome assembly
Cellular component (GO): nucleus; cytoplasm
Source: RefSeq, a predicted model, not a curated record
UCGCCAAUAGUUUUUUAAUGCCAAAACAUUUUAAUUAACAGUUACAUUUUUGGACUAGCAGCCGACCUUCCUAUCGGAAAAUACCUCUUUGUGCGCGUGCGCUACAGGAAACGGGGAUAUCAACAUGGCUUCAAUACGACCAGAUAUGGAGGGUAGUCACCAGAUCAAGUUGCCAGAGGGGAACUUUGGAGUUCCAGAUGUUAUGUUACAUGGGUUCCAGAAUGCCCAGAAAGGAAACAGUGCCGUUCAUCCAUUGGAAUACUCGGAAAAACAUUGGCAUGAGAAUAAGAUGGCCAUGGAUUUUGGCAUGCUGAGGAACAUACAGGGUAUUCAUGCACCACUCAGGCUCCAGAUGGAACACAGCAUUGUCAGAAAGAUGAAGCGUUUACCGGGACUACCCAGCUCUAAUGUGUUGGAAGACAGUCUUACAGGCAGAGAUGAGAUGUUAGAAUUUGAUGAUAUAUUUAACUAUGGGGAUGAGAGAAUGACCCUGCAGAUGCCUCACAUACAGAUAGAGAAGGACCUUAAACUACUGUGAUCUUCAUCAAACAUUGUAUGCUGCUUGAAUGGAACAGUCGUAAAAAUGUGAAACUUGACAUUAAUUAUUGUGUGAAUGGUCCAGUUACAUACAUCAAUAUUCAUUUAACAUAAAGUGAAUAAAAUAUUGCUGUCUUGUUUUGAAAUUUUGAAAAUGUGAUUGUCAUCUGGAAUUGAAAAGCAAUUGUUGCAAUUAUCUGGCAUAAACUGUGUAUACACUUAAAUAUACUUAAUAUAAUUAUUUUAUGAACACAGUGCUAAAAUGACUUUUUAAAGUGCUAUAUUGUACAUAACUCAAAAUCUUCAUGCUUUUGUCAGUUAGUUAGUUACAGUAUUUUGAGGAAAUUAAGAACUUUGGAACUUGCAACUUGCAGACUUCCUCAUGUAUUGUUUUAAUUAAUGUAAAUUACUUAUGUCCUUGGUUUUUUUCCAGGCUUUUCUCAGCUCUGCAGUUUCUGUAAAUUCUUCAUUUGAAGAAAUAAAUUAUGUCUGUUUAACCAAUUUGUGAUAUUUGUAAUCAAAGAAAAUUGAAGCGUGCAGAUUCGAGCAUGAAUUAAUUGAUCUGGUUUUUGAAGUGUCUUAAUUGGCAGCUGCCUGCAGUUAUGCAGGAAGGAAACUGUUUAUUGGUUUACACCUGUAUUUUGAAGAUUAUCAUUAUUUACUGUAAAAAAAGAUUUUACAGGAAGUAUGAGGGCUUUUUUUGGAAGAUUAAGAUUUGGGUAUCUGCAUGUUUUGGAAUUUUUGCUUUUGAAAAACACUAGGAUAAAGAUACCUGAUAAAUUCAUUGAUAGUUGCUGUUUGGUAAAUGUGCUGGUAUGUGUUUUUGAGUUCUGAAAUAGAUGUUUGCAGUCCAGUGUAAAUGUGUACACAUAAAAUGCGUUAGAAUUUUAAUUAGUUGGCAUGGCUGACACUCAUGAAAAUCAGUUACUUAUACAAGUAUGAGGUCACAACUUCUCUCAUUAUCAUUGAUGGUUCAGACUUAAAAAAUAAAUAGAAAUAGGAAAAGUAAGAAGUAUUUUGAGCUGAAAUGCUGUAAAUGCCGAUUGUAUUGACCAUAAGAAUAGUGGAACUUUUACAGGCUAUCUUACACACUGAAAGAAUCUUCAGUCAUUUUGUCUUUUCAACAUUAUUUAUCCAUCUUUUAUUAAGAAUGUGUAUUUAAUAAACAAUUACACAUUGAA